UUUUUUUUUUACCACUAAAUUAGCUCCGGCAGUUUUCUUUUAAAUGACUCGACUUUUCAUUGAAGUUGAAGUUUAACGAAAAAUCUUGAAUUUUAAACCUCGCGGAUGCUUUUUGGUCGGCCCGCACACCGGAAGGACAAGAGGUUAAAGGUCACAUAAACACGGAACAUCAACAAAGCAACAAGGCGGAAGCAGGCGGACCCCGUCUGUCUCCCCGGCUCAGUCCUCCGGUCCCGCCGACAUGUUCUCCGUGUUUCACCCCGCUGGAGGUGUGUUGCUGGCCGCUCUGGGUCUGCUCGUGCCCCGCCUGUCCUUCGCCUCCCUGUCGGUCCCGGACAUCCCACACAUCGCCGGGUAUUUUGGCACCAAGACCCGGUACGAGGAGGUGAACCCGCACUUGCUGCGGGACCCGCUGUCCGCGGACCCUUCGGUCCUGAGACCGCCGCCGGCCGAGCACUGCUCCCCGGUCCACCUCACCGCCGUCAUCCGGCACGGCAGCCGCUACCCGACCCUCAAGAACAUCCGCAGGAUCCGGAAACUGAGCGAGCUGGUCCGCACCGAAGCUUCCAGGGCCUCCGGCGGCUCCGAGGGCUGGCUGCAGGACAUCCGGAACAGCUGGGAGGCGUGGUACACCGAGGACAUGGACGGUCAGCUGGUGACAAAGGGCUGGGAUGACCUGCGUCAGCUGGCGAGCCGCCUGGCGUCUGUGUUUCCAUCUCUGCUGUCCGAGGAGAAUGUGAGGAAGAAGAGGGUGCGCUUCCUGACCAGCUCAAAGCAUCGCUGCGUGAGCAGCGUGGAGGCGUUUCAGGAGGGGCUGCAGCGCCGCUGGGGACGCCACGACGCCGAGCCGGAGUACAGCCACAAGGUGGACGACGAGUUGAUGCGUUUCUUUGACCGUUGCCGUGGUUAUGUGGAGGGCGUGGAGAACAACCGCACGGCGCUGCUGGAGGUGGAGAAGUUCAAACAUGGCGAGGAGAUGGAGGGAGUGAGGAGGAGGAUGGCCGACAGGCUGGGCCUUCCUCACCACCGACUCACACCGGAUCUGGUGGAGGCGGCGUUCUUCUUGUGCUCGUACGAGCUCGCCAUCAAAAACGUGCACUCGCCGUGGUGCUUCCUGUUUGACGAGAGCGACUCAAAGGUGUUGGAGUACAAGUCGGACCUGAAGCAGUACUGGAAGCGCUCGCACGGCCACGAGAUCAACAGCCUGUCCAGCUGCCCGCUCUUCCAUCACGUCUUCAGGACGCUCGACAGAGCCGGUCGUCCUCGCAGGUCCACUGAGGCGUCCCCAGAGCCCGCCUCCAUCCUGGUGGGUCAUGCUGAGACGCUCCUCCCCCUCCUCUCUCUGCUGGGACUCUUCAAGGACCAGACUCCACCCACUGCCACCAACUACGACUCACAGCAUGGUCGCCGUUUCCGGACCAGUCGCAUCGUGCCAUAUGCCGCCAACCUGCUGUUCGUGCUGUACGACUGCCAGCGAGGCCCGCGGCUGCAGCUGCUCGUCAAUGAGUCGCCAGUUCGAUUCCCCGGGCUGGAGGCGGAGGACGCGCCGCUGUACCGUGACGUCCGGGCAACGUACCGCCAUCUGCUGGACGGCUGCGACUUCCACAGGGAGUGCGAGGGAGGGCGGCGGGCCGAGCGCCUAACACGGAGCUCUGAGAGGGACAGAGCACAGUAAGCCUAACACACCUGCUAACCUGUGGGCAUGGAGCCCCACCCCCUGACAACAAGCGUCCAAUCACGCACUGGAAUUUUUCCAGGUUCAGAUGUUUGAAGCGGGAGAAAGAUGUCAUGUGACUCAAGAUGUCUUGACCUGAGCUCUGAUUGGCCAGAUUCUUCCUUUCGUUCGCUCAAAGUCAGACUCUGGGAGUCUGACACAGACUGUAGAUAAAAGAUGGACAUGGUUCCGUCAGCCUGCAGUCCUUCCAAUGACCAGCAGGGGGCGGGUCCUCUGUUUGUACAGAAGUGUAAACGAGCCUGAGGUUUUCAGGGUUGACUGAAUCUCGUUGCCAUGACAACGUCCAUCUUUUAUACCCAGUCUGUGGUUGUUGCUGUCGGUUAUUGAUCACGGAUCAGGACGAGCAUUCAGUUUAUGAUGUCUGAGCAACUAAAACAAAACAGGAAGUGAAGACUUACCACCCGUCCUCUUCAUGUCUGUGUUUCUGGGUAACAGUUCAGUGAAAUGUGCUUUGAUGUUCUUGGGUCAGCAGGAAGUGUGAAGGUUAAACUGCAGGUAAACGUGACGGAGGGGGCAGGUGCCCUCCCUCCCCUGCCUCCACCUUUAGUCUCAGA
Messenger RNA from Oreochromis niloticus (Nile tilapia), 2289 nucleotides. It is a transcript of the gene minpp1b, whose product is annotated as multiple inositol-polyphosphate phosphatase 1b. Gene Ontology annotation, molecular function: inositol phosphate phosphatase activity; acid phosphatase activity. The record is from RefSeq and is a predicted model, not a curated record. Lineage: Eukaryota; Metazoa; Chordata; Actinopteri; Cichliformes; Cichlidae. The transcript is spliced from 7 exons. Bases 242 to 1675 code for a protein of 477 amino acids.